Messenger RNA from Endocarpon pusillum Z07020, 693 nucleotides. RefSeq lists its product as uncharacterized. The record is from RefSeq and is a predicted model, not a curated record. The transcript has 2 exons. Bases 1 to 693 code for a protein of 230 amino acids. NCBI's taxonomy places the organism in Eukaryota, Fungi, Ascomycota, Eurotiomycetes, Verrucariales, Verrucariaceae.
AUGCAUUACGGAUCGCGUGUGGGACGGGUGCUAGGGAUCUUGGAGUUCGCACUGGCGGGGACCACAGAGGGAUUGAGUCAUGAGAUCCUGGCAAGGGCGAAUAUGGAGUUGGAGGUUGGAGCGUUGGUGAGGGAUAUUGAAGCAGAGACGGGAAUCAUGAGAGAUGGGAAUCUGAACCAGAAUGUGAAUGUGAAUUGGGGGAUCGGGGUGCAGAAUAUGGCGGGGAAUUCGCAUGGCGCUGGAAAUUGGAAUUGGAAUGGGAAUGAGAAUGCGAACGCGAAUGCGUAUUACAUGGGCAUACAAGCUGCUGCUGCUGCUGCUGCGACUGCUGGAGGAGGUAAAGUCCCCCUCACCACCCCUACUCCUAACAAACCCUCACAGACUUUCUUUUUCUUCUCCCCGUCCAGUCCUAUCGAACCUACACACCACCCUACACCACCAUGUCCGGGGCGCCACCACCCGCCCAACAGUCCCAUCAUCAUCAUCAUCAUCAUCAUCAUCAUCAUCAUCAUCAUCAUCAUCAUCAUCAUCAUCAUCAUCAUCAUCAUCAUCAUCAUCAUCAUCAUCAUCAUCAUCAUCAUCAUCAUCAUCAUCAUCAUCAUCAUCAUCAUCAUCACUUCACCUUCCCACACGAAACCAGCAUCAACGACCCAAACCUCUACGCCAACCAACAGCCCUACAUGCAGCCACUGA